Molecule: messenger RNA, 6565 nt
Organism: Carassius auratus (goldfish)
Lineage: Eukaryota; Metazoa; Chordata; Actinopteri; Cypriniformes; Cyprinidae
Gene: grik3
Product: glutamate ionotropic receptor kainate type subunit 3
Exons: 16
Coding region: 1-2976 (991 amino acids)
Biological process (GO): monoatomic ion transport
Cellular component (GO): membrane
Molecular function (GO): signaling receptor activity; ligand-gated monoatomic ion channel activity
Source: RefSeq, a predicted model, not a curated record
AUGAAGAACAGAAGGGAAUAUGUGGAAUACUGGAGCGCGAUUAUAGUGUCUCUCUUCUGGAUUCACAGCUCUGUCGGGAUGCCCCAUGUCAUACGGAUAGGUGGAAUUUUUGAACAAAUGGAUGGACCCGUGGCGCUCGUCAGCUCCGAGGAACUGGCCUUUAAGUUUGCUGUUAAUAAUAUCAACAGAAACAGGACAUUAUUGCCAAACACAACGUUAACGUAUGACAUUCAGAGGAUUAAUAUCUAUGAUAGCUUUGAGGCCUCCAGAAAAGCGUGCGACCAGCUGUCUUUAGGUGUAGUUGCCAUAUUUGGGCCGUCUCACAGCUCCUCAUCGAAUGCUGUGCAGUCUAUCUGCAAUGCCCUGGAGGUGCCACACAUUCAAGUGCGAUGGAAACACCACCCGAUGGACAACAGGGAUUCAUUUUAUGCCAACCUGUACCCGGAUUACUCUUCUCUCAGCUAUGCUAUCUUAGACCUGGUGCAGUUCCUCAAGUGGAAGACAGCCACUGUGGUUUACGAUGACAGCACAGGUUUAAUCAGACUCCAGGAGUUAAUCAUGGCUCCAUCCAGGUAUAACAUCAGGCUGAAGAUCCGACAGCUCCCUCUGGACACCACGGACACCAGACCUCUGCUCAAAGAGAUGAAAAGGAGCAGAGAGUUUCGCAUUAUAUUCGACUGCAGCCACAUAAUGGCUGCCCAGAUCCUCAAACAAGCCCAGAUGAUGGGGAUGAUGACAGAGUACUAUCACUACAUCUUCACCACUCUGGAUCUCAUGGCCAUAAACCUGGAGCCGUACCGCUUCUGUGGUGUCAAUAUGACUGGCUUCCGCAUCCUAAACGUGGACAAUCCUCAGGUUGCCUCCAUUGUGGAGAAGUGGUCCCUUGAGAGGCAGAUUCCCCCAAAACCAGAUUCCGGUCUCCUGGAAGGGAUCAUGACGACAGAUGCUGCUCUGACGUACGACGCAGUCCACAUCGUGUCGGUUUCUUACCAGCAUGCGCCGCAGAUGACUGUCAACUCAUUGCAGUGUCAUCGCCACAAACCCUGGAGGUUCGGAGGACGCUUCAUGAGUUUCAUUAAAGAGUCUCAUUGGGAUGGCUUGACGGGACGGCUGUGCUUCAACAGAACUACAGGUCUGCGCACGGACUUUGAUCUUGACAUUGUGAGCCUUAAGGAGGAUGGCCUUCAAAAGGUGGGGAAGUGGAGUGCAUCUGGGGGGCUGAACAUCACCGAGGUCCCCAGGCAGAACGGCAUGAACAUCACUGACUCACUUUCCAACCGCUCGCUGGUCAUCACCACCAUCCUGGAGGAGCCAUAUGUCAUGCUUAAGAAGUCUGACAAGGCACUCGUCGGCAAUGACCGCUUUGAGGGCUUCUGUAUUGACCUGCUUAAGGAGUUGGCCAGCAUUCUGGGUUUUUCCUUCGAGAUCCACCUGGUGCCUGAUGGAAAGUAUGGAUUUCAAGAUGAUAAAGGCCAGUGGAAUGGGAUGAUAAAGGAACUCAUGGAACACAGGGCUGACCUUGCUGUGGCUCCUCUCACAAUCACCUUUAUGCGAGAGAAAGCCAUCGACUUCUCAAAACCUUUCUUGAACACUGGCAUUAGUAUCCUGUACCGCAGACCCAACAGCACCAACUCUGGCUUCUUCUCUUUCAUGAACCCCAUGACCCCAGAUAUCUGGGUCUACAUCCUGUUGGCCUACCUGGGAGUCAGCUGUGUACUCUUCGUCAUCGCUAGGUUCAGCCCGUAUGAGUGGUAUGACGCCCAUCCGUGUAACCCAGGCUCCGACGUGGUAGAAAACAACUUCACCCUUCUCAACAGCUUCUGGUUCGGCGUGGGCUCUCUCAUGCAGCAAGGUUCAGAGCUGAUGCCUAAAGCUCUCUCUACUCGAAUCAUCGGAGGAAUCUGGUGGUUCUUCACCCUCAUCAUCAUCUCCUCCUACACAGCGAAUCUGGCCGCUUUCCUCACUGUAGAGAGGAUGGAUUCGCCCGUGGACUCAGCCGAUGACCUGGCCAAACAGACCAAAAUAGAGUACGGCGUAGUCAAAGAUGGAGCAACCAUGUCUUUCUUUAAGAAAUCAAGAGUGUCUACAUUUGAGAAGAUGUGGGCUUUCAUGAGCAGCAGGCAGAGCACGUCGUUUGUCAAGUCCAUAGAAGAUGGGAUUCAGAGAGUGUUAAAGUCAGACUACGCCCUUCUAAUGGAGUCAACGACCAUUGAGUAUGUGACACGCAGAAACUGCAAUCUCACGCAAGUCGGCGGCAUCAUCGACAGUAAAGGUUACGGCAUCGGCACCCCAAAAGGCUCACCAUACAGGGAUAAAAUCACAAUUGCCAUCCUCGGUAUCCUGGAAGAUGGCCGUCUUCACAUGCUCAAAGAGAAGUGGUGGAGCGGCAGCAGCUGUCUGGAAGACGAGCGGUAUGAAACGGGUCCCAUGGGCAUCCAGAAUCUGGGCGGCAUAUUCAUUGUUUUGGCGUCCGGUCUGGUGCUGUCAGUGUUUGUGGCUAUAGGAGAGUUCAUCUAUAAGCUGCGAAAAAAUGCAGAGCGUGAACAGGACUUUCUGCAGUGCGGUGAUGGAAGAGAUCAAACUGUCGUUCACAUGCGAGAGACGGGUGAAACACAAGCUCCACCACCAGCCGCCAGCCAUGGUGAAGACGGACGCAGUGAUCAACAUGCACUCCUUCAACGACCGUCGCCUCCCAGGAAAGGACAACAUGAGCUGCAACACCGCGAUGAAGCCCGUGUAUCCAUGACUUGCCUGGGCGACGGCCACCUGAGGCACGUCCCCGGCGCCAUGCCGGAGAGCAGGGACUACGGCCCUGAGAUGAUUACAGCAUUCACCAUCAACCGCAGAGACAUCCGACACCAAAUGGCCAGUCAGAACGGUGGCAGUAGCAGCAAACCAGGUAGUGACCACAUCCUCAAACCAAUGUAUCCCACCAUGCCAUUGCGAGAGGGAGGCCGAUCAGUAUCCUUCCUGUGAGAGCGAGCCACAUCUGCGAAACUAUCCGCACCCGAAUCUGAUGUUUACAAACGGCAUUCAAAAGCGAAGCUCAGAUCUGACUUGAAGAAGCCCCCCGAUCAAACGAAAAUAUAUGUUUCUCAUUGGAACAAUGUGAAAAUGUGGAAAAGAGGCUUUUUUUUUUGAGCAUGGCAAUAAAUGAAACUACGGACAGACUCAAAUGGAAGUAGUUUCCUUAGAGUAUCAUUUAUAGCACAUCAAGUUACUUUCGAAGAGUUCUGACGAUUUAUCUUUUGAUUUCGUCAAAAUGCUUCGGCGUUUUGGUGGGGACGCAACAAAAAAAAAAAGCGUUGUGAAUGCGAUGUACAUUACAGGUAAGCGUCGGACCGUAAGAGCAGUUUAGUUUAACACUCUGCACCACAGCAGUCAGCGUGACCUGCUAGAAUAGUAGAAAACCCUUAGACAGCAAGUUCCUGAAGGCUACAAAGAGUGUAGCGACAUCCUACGCUCACGGAAAUGCACAAACUAACAGGGUUGAUUUCAUUCGAGCCACCUAAACAAAUUGAAAAACGAGUAAAAAUUCUGUACGGCAGUUUUGAGCAAGACUUGUCCCAUUUUGAUUUAUUCAUGCUUCAUACAUUGCCAGCAGAUGUUUUUUACACAGCCAGAUCUAAUGGUAAUGACGGAUAAACACAACAGUUGCCAAAGAUCUGUCGUCCAAAUGGAUUUAGACACUUGAAACACAGCUUCCCCUACAGACAAGAGAGCGAGUGACAUGUUGCCUCCGCUGUGUUUGUUAAAUGAGUUAUUCCUGAGAAUCACAGCCCUCAUAUCAAGAAUACUCGCUUCACAUGGUACAUACAGAGGAUUCGACAAAAACACAGAGCUUGCCGUAUGGUAGAGAGAUAAUACAAAGGAAACUAAACCAUUUUAAGAUAUACAUGAUUGAGAAUGUCUCUUGCUGAGUAUCUGUUCGACAAGUCUGUUUUGAUUACAGUGGCUUACUCCAUCUGCAUCUGCAUGAGACCUUUCAGUGUCAACUUGUUUGAAUCACAGAAUUUGUAAAUGGCGUGGCCUUUGUCAGAAAAUUUUAUAAGAAAACAUCAGGGUGUUUUUUUGUUUGUCUUAUUAUUCCAUCUUUCAUUCUUGUUGUUGUCACUUUUUUUUGUUCUUAGAUUACUUAAAACAAACUCAAUGAAUGUGCUUAAAGGGAUACACUUAAAUUGAAAAUCACAUAGUUACAAAACCUUUUUUAUUUAAUUUUUUCUUCCCUGAAACACAAAAUAAGAUGUUGGACAGUGUUUCAGCCACACUUAUCUAUACAAUGAAAGCUCAAAGUGAUUUAUACUGCCAAGCUCAAAAAGGUUAAAAUGCACCUUAAACCUGGCUCUGCCAUGACAUAGAGAAAGAUUAUCUUGAAUAAUGAAUUUAGCAUUUUGGCAUGUUUCUCACAGAUAGCUCUCAUGUAGUUGCAAAUAAUAUACAAGUAUAGAAUAAUUUUAAGGCCCAUUUACACUAGGAACAAACUAUGCCAAUUACUAUAUUAGCGUCCACACCAAUGGAAUGAUAGCUGUGUCAAAAAGUGUAAUGUUCUGUGCGCAUACAGUUUUGUCGUCUGCUGUUUUAAAUGCUAAGCUCUUAAGGGUGCAUUAACGUGGUUUGAUUGCUUAUUCCAGACCAGAGUUUGACUGAUCCCCUGUCCACACACCCCUGCUGGAGUGUGUUCACACGGUAGUUUUUGGUUCCAAACCAUGGUACGUUUGCGUCAUCAGAGCGGUAGCUGUUUACCUCUGUUUCUGGGUAACAACUAUGCAGAAGAAGGCAAAGCAAAUGGAUGCUUGCUUCCUUUUUGUACUUAGAAGUUUGAAAAAUUGUUUCCAAAGCACCAACACAGAGCGGGACAUGCGUCUAUUUAUCUUGACUAUCACACAGGUUUCAGAAGAAUUCUGGAGUCAAUUUAUGAGAGCAGAAAUGAGAUACAAAUUACCUCAUAGGAAAAAGCAAGUGAGCAUUGAGAAAAUACAUAAAUGCACAGUUUAACCAAUAUGUCAUUAAUAGCAGCUAAAUCCCAGCUCAGUUGAGUACAAUUGUGUUCAAAUCAGAAGGAGACUGUACCAGAGUUCGCAUUAACCAUAUCCCAGAUCAUCCUUUUUAAUCCCAAAACACACUGCGAGAUUUUCGGCUGUCCCAGACAAAAGAUUAGGAUUGUGAAACAAUUGUGGCGAUAUCUGUGAUUAGGCUCCUAAUCGGUGGUCCUAUAUCGUAGAGUGAAGGAGGUUCAAAGACACCCAUUGUCAAAGUCUUGCGACCAAAGAUAGCCUGCAGUACAGCAUGAUCAUUGCACAGUGUGUUUGCUGGUACGGUUUACUGACCAACCAAUGAAAAUGUGACGUGGCGCUAAAACUGUUUACCUUAAGCUCUUAUCCAAACUGCUAAAGUGCGAUUUAUCAUGCUCUUUUUGUUUAGGCUACCACUAGGUAACAUGCUGAUGACGUUGUAAUCGUAUAUAGUAACGUAGGUCGUAUUGUACUGUAUGAGUUAAUAGGUGUCAUCAUUGUACAGUCUACACACGUCAUAGCCAAGUUUAUGAGAGCCACAUCACACUUAUAUGUGACAUGCAUUGAUCUUAUAGAGUUGCAAAAUUGUGCAGUGUGUCACGUGGGUGCGCAUUCAGAAUACAGUGAUCCAAAUUAACCAAACUCUGAUUUAAAAUUAAUCCAUGUACAAACCAAAAGUCAGGUGGAUUCUGAUUGGGUAUCAGCUGAAAAAAAAAAAACGUUUAAUUAUAGUUAUAACCUAUGGUGUUGGGCCUAUGGUGCCUUUAUUGUUAUUGUUGGAGUUUGGCAGACUGAAUAAUCUCCCGCUGAGACAUUCUUGAUAAAAAUGUAUUUUGGGUUUCACAGAAGAAAGAAUAUUCACCCCUUUGAAAUUAUAUUAGGAUCAGUAAACAAUGACAACCUGUGGGUGACUCGGCCCAAUCAAAAAUUCAUUUUAAGUGAAUUCAUUGAUUUCUUAUAUUUGUACAUGUUUUCUGUACACUUUUUAUCUGUAAUAGCAUUCCUUAAUCAUCAGGUAUGUUCCACGUUCCAUGUGUAUUGUUCAUAUUUUAAUUCCAUCAUUUAGGUGUGCUUCAUUUCAAAGUAUUUCCCUCUGUUCUCAAAUUCAUUUUGCAUGACUGUUCUCCUCCUGUAUCCAAACCUGACAUUAAGAUUUCAGAUAAUCACGAUGCUAGGUGUAAGAGGGUAAACGGGCUUUCACAUUUGCAAAUUUGAUUCUUCAUUCAAGAGAGUGAUAGCUACAGUAAAACUGCAAUACAAGCAUGUUGAACAUCAAAACUGCAAUACAGAUGUACGAAACUGGAUCCUCUCAUCUCAUCUUUUUUUUUCAAAUGAGCAUUUAGUGAUGGUUCUCAUAGGUAGUUGAAUCCAUGUGUUGUCUACAUAUGGGAAACUCUACUAAGCUACUAAAUGUUCUCAUGAUGAGGUGUAGGUGCUAAGAGUCUUCACCCGCUGCCCACCCGCCCACGGCAGCUCGACCAAUGACAGACCUCUGUGAGGUCAAUCUAACGGACUGUGUCGAAAACAAAAGAAAAAGCAAAAAAAAAAAAAAA